AAAAAAAAAAACGUAGGAAAAACAGACUUUGUUAACUCUCUUAGCUGUACAGAAAAGGAGCCAUAGUUACCAAAGGAAGCCUUGAAAGAUCUGAAACUCCUUUCUUCUCUUUCGCCGUGUCGACUGAAGUUUAUUUAUUUGAAGAAAGUAAGUCUAAGUUCUGGAUCUCUAUCGGGAACGAUCAUCACCAGCUGAAAAGAAGCAACCGAAAUUCAACCAGCUUUCUUCCUUUUGCACCUUCCGAUUCAGGAAGCUGGAAUGGCGAAUCGAGUGAAGGAAGAGGAGAAAAAUGAGCGAAUAAUUCGGGGUCUCCUUAAACUUCCUGAUAAUCGCAGAUGUAUUAAUUGUAACAGUUUGGGACCACAAUAUGUUUGCACAAAUUUCUGGACAUUUGUUUGCACCAAUUGCAGUGGCAUACAUCGGGAGUUCACACACCGAGUGAAAUCAAUAUCAAUGGCUAAAUUUACUUCGCAAGAAGUUGCUGCUCUUCAGGAAGGAGGAAAUCAGCGUGCAAAAGAAAUUUACUUUAAAGAAUGGGAUCCACAGCGUCAGUCUGCUCCUGAUAGCAGUAAUGUUGAGAGACUUCGAGAAUUCAUCAAGCAUGUAUAUGUGGAUAGAAGAUACAGUGGUGAGAGGAAUUAUGACAAGCCUCCCAGGGCAAAGAUGGGUGACAAGGAAGACUUCUACGAGAAAGGAGUAUCCCGAAGCCCACCAUAUGAAGAUACAUUUGAGCGUCGUUACAAUGACAGGUCUAGUCCUGGUGGUGGAAGUGAUGAUAGGAAUUUUAGAUAUGGUUAUGAUGAAAGACGAAGUCCUGGAUAUGAGCAAGAGAGUCGACAGUAUGGUGAUUACAGGAGAAAUAGUCCUGCUCGUCCAGAGAUUGUCAAUGAUUGGCAUAGAGAUGAUAGGUUUGGAAAUGGCAAGAAAUUUGAAGAUCGUAGAAUAUCUGGUGGAGAUUCAAAGCUGGAAGGCAGGUCACCUGAGCGAACUAAAGAUCUAGAGUCGUCUAGCCCCCCCAUGGUUCGGCCUGUUAGGGAAAUUUUAGGAGAAAAUGUAUUGCCUCUUCGUAUAACUGAACCUCCUAAAGCUAAUGGUGGCAGGGCUGCUGAUGGCUCUACACAUACACAGAGAACUGCAUCUUCUAGCAGUUUGGGUUCUGCCAAUGAGAAUGCGGCUGAAAUCAAAUUGCAGAGUACUGGGAGUUUAAUUGAUUUUGAUGCUGAUCCUGAACCUCCUCCGACUGCUACAGCUACACAAGCACAGCACAUUAAUCAACCUCAAUCUGUUCCACAGUCAGCGACUCAUACCAAUGAGAACAAUUGGGCCUCUUUUGAUUUUUCCCCCGGGCAAAAAGUAUCUCAAGCUCCAAAUUUGAAUACGCUGGAAUCUGUCUUUUCUCUGGAAGUAUCUGGAAUACCCAGUAGUGCAGGUGCUCAAACAACUUCAUCUGUGGCUCAAGUUGGUGUAUUAUCGGUUGGUAAUAACUCACCUGUUGCACCUGUGGGGCAAACACCAUUUUCUCCCUUCAGUACUGCUGCCCCUGCAGCUGCACCAGUAAGUGGAUUUGCUGCAUUUCCCUCACCUAAUCCUUUGGCAGCUGCACCAGUAAGUGGAUUUGCUACAUUUCCCUCACCUAAUCCUUUGGCAGCUGCACCAGGAAUAACACCAGUAUUGGCUGUGAAUGCUGGUAAUUCCUUUAGCCCGCAGCAUCAAGCUGUGAAUGCUGGUAAUUCCUUUAGCCCGCAGCAUCAACAACAUUCUUUUUUUUCUACUGCUGCUAGUCAAAUUGUUGCACCACAACUUACAGCACCAGUUCAUGGGGCUUCAAGCCAUCAGCCUUGGACUUUGUCUCAUGCUCAGAAUUCACAAGGGCCUUUGAGUGCACCGCCUGUGCAAGCUCCCCAAAUUGUCCCAAAAUCUGCAGGGGCCAAUUCUGGGGUUGUUUCACAACCUUCCCCUGCAGAAGUAAAGUCAACUGUAAGGAAAGAACUGCCACAGAAUUUGUUUGCUUCAACUUAUUCAUCCUAUCAAGCUGUUCCAGGGUGGCAAACUGGUCCACCUCUUCCCAUGGGGUUUUCAAUGCAAUAUAAUACUGCAGUGCCCAUACCAACUUUUGUGCAGCCUAAGUCAACAAACCCAUUUGAUGUCAACAGUGAAUCACCAACCGUUCAAGCCCAAAUGUUUCCUUCCAUGGCAUCCUUACAAGGUGCUUUGCCAAAUGUGUCGCAUCCUUCUGGCUUAUUACGAACAUCCAGCCUAGGUACCCCAUCACAUGCUUGGAUGCCACCCCAGUCAUCACCUUAUCCAUUGGCCAUGCCUUCUCAAACUCCAACAUAUGGAUCUGUGAUGCCAUAUGCAUCAGCACUGCCUUCCCAGACACCGCCUUAUGCGUCAACUAUGCCUCCCCAUGCACCUACACAUGCAUCAGCGAUCCCUCAAAGGGCAUAUAUGGGGCCACAAGCACACAGUAACAUCCCAUUUUCCAGGCAACAAGGAGUUGGGGGAUUUGGGCGUGACAGGGCCGGUUUCGGCCCUAUGGAACCUGAUCAACAGAUGGCAGGUAGAUACUCAGCUCCUGCUAUCCCACAACCCUUCUCGUCGACUGAGGGGAACCCAUUUGGAUAAAUUGCAAUUGCAAAGAACAAAAUACUUGGUAACAAUAUUUUAGUUUAAGCAUCAUCUUGUUGCUUGUCAAAUUGCUAGGGGGGAAAGUUUUGGUUCCUGUAAUAUAUAGUUAGAUGAUCCAACCCAAUGAAAAAUUUGUCAAGUUCAACCCCAUGGUAACUUUUGAGGGCCAAAUGUCCAUAUCCACCAUGGAAGAUAGAUUGAUGCUGUUACUAAAAAAGGCAUGGAGGGAGAGAAUUAAUCUGAAAGUGGUGCAGAAAACUCCAUUGGGGAUUAAGGGUUUUUUUUUUUUUUUAAAAUUUUUAUGCAGUAUGUUGUCUAUCUGAUAUUUUUGAUGUUCCAUUGAGUCAUCCGUGUGCUGCCUGUUGCCCCAAAAAGUUGUAUAAUUUCCUAUUGUUGUUCUGUUGUAUUAUUAUGCCAGCUAUUCAUUAUUGUGGUGAGUUAUCUGAGUCUGUGAAAAGUGUCUAGUUCAAUUGUUACAGGUGAGUACAGUUUGAAUGCUAAUGUUAUUGAAGAUUGAGAUGAGUUUUAAGAUAUUA
Mangifera indica (mango) is the source of this 3164-nucleotide messenger RNA. Its product is annotated as probable ADP-ribosylation factor GTPase-activating protein AGD14. The coding region runs from base 259 to 2625 and encodes 788 amino acids. The transcript has 14 exons. NCBI's taxonomy places the organism in Eukaryota, Viridiplantae, Streptophyta, Magnoliopsida, Sapindales, Anacardiaceae. Gene Ontology annotation, molecular function: GTPase activator activity. The record is from RefSeq and is a predicted model, not a curated record.